Messenger RNA from Dunckerocampus dactyliophorus (ringed pipefish), 1276 nucleotides. RefSeq names its product ER membrane protein complex subunit 7b (gene emc7b). The coding region runs from base 135 to 848 and encodes 237 amino acids. Gene Ontology annotation, cellular component: EMC complex. The record is from RefSeq and is a predicted model, not a curated record. The transcript is spliced from 5 exons. NCBI's taxonomy places the organism in Eukaryota, Metazoa, Chordata, Actinopteri, Syngnathiformes, Syngnathidae. Gene Ontology annotation, molecular function: carbohydrate binding.
GAACGUUGAACAAUAAAGCUUCGUCGUUUUAUGUGACGUCACGACAGCUGAUGUACGGUCUGUUCUGUCGACGCGAUUUCCAUGUUGUCGCAACUCCAGUUUAAAGUGUCUUUUAUUUGAUAUCAACAAACAACAUGGAGAGAAUAGCGCUCUUAUGGCUUUUCGUGCAGGCAACGUUCGUCGUGGCUUCGUGUUUUACCGAUAUAGAAACAGGGCCUGGCGCAGGUGUAUCGACACAGACCACGGGAGAUCGGUUUAAAAUUGAGGGAAGGGCGAUCGUACCUGGGGUAAAAACACAAGACUGGGUCUCUACAGCAAGGGUUCUCGUAGACGGUGAAGACUACGUGGGCUUUUUGAGAACUGAUGGUAGUUUUGCUGUAAACGAUGUCCCGUCCGGGUCCUACGUUGUUGAAGUUGUCGCUCCAGCGUACCGAUUUGAGCCAAUCCGUGUUGAUAUUACAUCCAAGGGCAAAAUGAGGGCUCGUCUUGUGAACUACAUUAAGACUUCAGAAGUCAUCCGGCAGCCGUAUCCUCUCCAAAUUCGAGCCAGUGGUCUUCACAGCUACUUCAUGAAGAGGGAGACCUGGGGCUGGACCGACUUCCUCAUGAAUCCAAUGGUUAUGAUGAUGGUGCUCCCCCUGCUGAUCAUUGUUCUGCUGCCCAAAGUGGUCAACACCAAUGACCCAGAAAUGAGAAAGGAAAUGGAACAGUCCAUGAACAUGCUGAACCCCAACCCCGAGCUUCCGGAUGUGUCCGAGCUCAUGACCAAGCUUUUCUCCGGCUCCAAGGGCUCCAGCAAGGCAGGCGGCAGCAGCAAAGGAACCAGGCCGGCUGUCAAGAGGAGGUAGUACGCGUCCCUCUGAAGAAGCACGUCAAGUCACAGAAGCAGGAUUUUUAAGUGUCUUUUUCGCCCCCCUCCCUCACUCCGGGUCUAUUGUACAGUUCUCUUUAUGAACAGCUGUAAACUACUUCAAACUUAAAAAAUAUUACCUUUUUUUCCCCCACACUCCUCUGGAAGAAAUCCCUUCAUAAGCAGUUUUUUUUUUCUUUCAUUUGCUGUAGUGGUCUUAAUUCAUUGUCCUGUUCUAAUCGUGCUUUGCUGCUAAUUCCACUACCUGAAAGACAACAUCUAUACAUAGUCAGAGAUUUUUUUUUUUUGUAUUAUUAUUUCAUUAAUAUGACUGUGAAUGAAGAUUCAUUGAGUAAUUUUAAGACUAAUGAUAAGAUCUUAUUUAAAAAGCUUGAAUAAAUAAAUUGCAAUGGUAUGGAACAGCUA